Sus scrofa (pig) is the source of this 1408-nucleotide messenger RNA. RefSeq names its product RAS like family 10 member A (gene RASL10A). Gene Ontology annotation, molecular function: GTP binding; GTPase activity. NCBI's taxonomy places the organism in Eukaryota, Metazoa, Chordata, Mammalia, Artiodactyla, Suidae. The record is from RefSeq and is a predicted model, not a curated record.
CACACGUGCGUGUCCGCGUGGACGGCCCCAGGGUGCCUGACUGUGUUCAUGCAUUGAAGGAUGAAUGGGUAUCCUGGAAUUUGUGCCUCACCCCUUCUGCUGGUCUGAAGUUGCCUGAAACCAGGCCUGAGACCGGCUGAUUUUGCAAGGUGGAUUUUUCUCGCUAUCUGCCUGCCCGCACUGGUGGGUGGAGAACAGUGCGUGGCAGAGCAUGGUCCUACUUCCCUGAGGGUGAGCGUUGUGUGUUUGGGGUCUUGAGCAGAGCCGCAGCGGGAAAGGUUGAAACCAACAAAGUGAUGUACUUUGUGUGUGCGUGUGUGUCAGGGAUGGGGGGGUCGUUCAUUCCUGUGACUUGCAGCAGAGACUAGUAAUUUUGCAAAGUCCAGGCAAACAAUCCUUCGAGAGGUUGCGAGGAAAGAGCAGGCAGGAUUAAGCAGGCUGCCGGGGGAGGGGGGGGGAUUGCAUUUGGGGUAAACCUGGAAGGAUUAGUUAAGUUUUGAUUAAAUGCUUCCAGCCACAGGCAUUCCAGGUGGAAAGAGCAGCAUGCUCUUAGGCUGGAGGCCUAAAUGGGGACAGCUGCUGACCUUCAGUGGUCUCUGCGGGCUGGGGGAGCCGGCUUUGGAAUUAAGCUUGGAGGAGUGGCCAGACCCUAAGGACUGGAGCUUGCAGGACACGGAUGCCUUCGUGCUUGUCUAUGACAUCUGCAGCCCAGACAGCUUCGACUACGUGAAGGCGCUGCGGCAGCGGAUCGCGGAAACCAGGCCGGCGGGCGCACCCGAGGCGCCUAUCCUCGUGGUUGGCAACAAGCGGGAUCGGCAGCGGCUGCGGUUCGGGCCUCGGCGUGCGCUGGCAGCCCUGGUGCGCAGGGGUUGGCGCUGCGGAUACCUCGAGUGCUCCGCCAAGUACAAUUGGCACGUGCUGCGUCUCUUCCGCGAGCUACUGCGCUGCGCUCUGGUGCGCUCACGCCCUGCGCACCCGGCUCUGCGCCUGCAGGGGGCGCUGCAUCCGGCGCGCUGCAUCCUCAUGUGACUGAAUUGGACGGCGCCGCCGUCGGCGGCGGGGGUGGGGGUGUCCUCCAUUUGACUGGAACGACUGGGGACCCGGAUUGGAUGAGAUUGCCCAAUUUCUCUUGGAUUGGACAGGACAUUGUCCUCCGUGAAUGGCUGAGGAACGCUCCCACCCAGUCUCCUGGGCAACAGGCCUCUUUGAACAUCAUUGGACCCACACAGGCCUCAAGCCCCAUUGGACAGAUUAGUCUUUUCUGGGAAUUCACUGGGUCAUGAUCCCAUUGGAUGGAAGGAACUUGGCUAUGAAUUUGAUUGGAAGCUCUCAGACUGCUCUUGGAGUUUCAUUGGACAAACUAUUAAGUCAGACCUCUCAGGAGGUAAUAAAGGGGGAAACAAUUCAA